Molecule: messenger RNA, 960 nt
Organism: Pistacia vera
Lineage: Eukaryota; Viridiplantae; Streptophyta; Magnoliopsida; Sapindales; Anacardiaceae
Exons: 2
Coding region: 1-960 (319 amino acids)
Source: RefSeq, a predicted model, not a curated record
AUGGUAUUCAAAAUUUUCUCAAGCCUUGAUCAAGUUUGGCUUUCUUCACUUCAAGUCCGAUUAUUCUCUCUUUACAAAGAGUCAUGGUUUAAGCUAAAAGAUCUUGGUGGUCUCAAGUACUUCCUUGGUCUUGAGAUUGCUCAAUCCAAACAGGGUAUUGCACUUUCUCAACGUCAUUACACCUUACAAUUGCUUGAGGACUCUGGUUACUUGGCUUGUAAACCCACUGUUGUUCCCAUGGAUCCAAAACUCAGAUUGACUGCUACUGAAGGUGAAUUGCUUUCUGAUAUUACACACUAUAGACGGCUUGUUGGGAAACUUCUUUACCUCACUUUGUCUCGCCCAGAUAUCACUUUUGCAGUUCACAAGCUCACUCAAUUCUUGGCCCAACCUCACCUUCCUCAUCUCAAGGCGAUGCAUCAUCUACUUCGUUAUCUCAAGAACAGUCCUGGCCAAGGGUUGCUGUUUUCAUCUCAUUCUUCUUUACAGCUUAAAGCAUUCUCUGAUUCUGAUUGGGGAUCAUGUCCUAAUUCUCGUCGCUCCGUUACAAGUUUUUGCAUCUUUAUUGGAGACUCUUUAGUCUCUUGGAAGGCCAAAAAGCAGACCACCGUCUCUCGAUCAUCAACUGAAGCUGAGUAUCGAGCUCUUUCCUCUACUGCCAGUGAGCUCAUCUGGUUGCAGCAACUUCUUCAAGAUUUUCAAGUCACAGUUGCUUCUCCUGCUUUGCUAUAUUAUGACAAUCAAGCUGCGAUACAUAUUGCCUCUAAUCCAACCUUUCAUGAACGCACUAAGCAUAUCGAAAUAGAUUGCCAUUUUGUUCGUGAAAGAGUUGCUUCGGGAGUUCUCAAAUUGCUGCCCAUUCGUUUUCAAUACCAAUUGGCUGACCUGUUUACUAAACCCCUUCCCUCUACUCAGUUUUUUUCUUUGUUGUCCAAGAUGGCUGUAAAAGACAUUUACUAG